AUGGGCAACAAUACCAAAUUCACUUAUUUUCAUAUUUUAGCAUUUUCCAGAGAAGGAGAGAAACAGCCAACACUUUUUAUCACCUUUUUCUUUGUGUACAUGUUUGGAGUGUUGGGAAAUCUGAGUAUAAUCGCAGUUACAUGCAAUGAUGUUCACUUACACACCCCUAUGUACUUUUUACUUGCCAACCUGUCUUUUAUAGACAUUUGUUACACCACAACAACUCUCCCAAAACUACUGCACAUCCUACUUACUGGCAAUAACAUCAUCUCUCUCCCAGAGUGCUUCACUCAGUUGUUCUUCUACACAAUGUUCGCUCAGAGUGAAAUUAUCUUGCUGGCUUUCAUGGCAUAUGACCGCUAUGUUGCUAUCUGUGAUCCUUUGAAAUAUCACCUCAUAAUUAACAUAAAAAAGUGUGCUCGGAUUUUGGCAGGAAUCUGGGCAUCUGCAUUUCCAAAUGCUCUUAUAGCUUCUUCGAUUAUUUCACAGUUACAAUUUUGUGGUCCCAAUACAAUUAACCAGUUCUUCUGUGAUGGCAAAUAUAUGGCAAAAAUCACCUGUGAGUCAGUAGGCAUCAACUUUUGCAUGUUAUUGGGGUCAGUGAUUUAUGGAGUCCUCCCGUUCCUGAUCUGCUUAGCUUCUUAUACCAAAAUAAUCCAUAGCAUUGUACUGAUAAAGUCUGCAACUGGUAGGAAAAAAGCCUUCUCCACUUGUUCCUCCCAUCUUACCGCCCUCCUUCUGUUUUAUGGAACUGCAUCAUGGAUGUACAUGGCACCAGAAAACUCACAGCAACUAGACCAGAUAAUCACAGUGAUUUUUACAGCCUUAACUCCUAUGCUGAACCCCCUAAUAUACAGUCUCAGGAAUAAGGAAAUACAGAGAGCAAUGAAGACACUAUUUUCAAAAUAA
Molecule: messenger RNA, 909 nt
Organism: Xenopus laevis (African clawed frog)
Lineage: Eukaryota; Metazoa; Chordata; Amphibia; Anura; Pipidae
Product: olfactory receptor 5V1-like
Exons: 1
Coding region: 1-909 (302 amino acids)
Source: RefSeq, a predicted model, not a curated record